Molecule: messenger RNA, 752 nt
Organism: Chinchilla lanigera (long-tailed chinchilla)
Lineage: Eukaryota; Metazoa; Chordata; Mammalia; Rodentia; Chinchillidae
Product: histone H3.1
Exons: 2
Coding region: 284-694 (136 amino acids)
Cellular component (GO): nucleosome
Molecular function (GO): protein heterodimerization activity; structural constituent of chromatin; DNA binding
Source: RefSeq, a predicted model, not a curated record
UGCAGAUCAGGCUGCCUUGAGCUCACUUUGUAGCCCAGGCUGGUCUCGAACUCAGAAUGAUCCUCCUGCGAUUACAGGCCUGAGACAGCACGCCGUGCUGCUAAUGUGAGUGCUGGAAAUCGAAAACACUGCAGGGUUUACAAGGCCGUUUAUAGUGGUCGGAAACAGCCAAUCAGGACACGCCUGCAACAGUUUUGACCAAUCAGGACCGGAUCGCCCGUAUAAAUGCUGCUCGCAGCGCACUCAUUUCAGUCGUUUGCGUCGGUUCGAGCGUUUGUCUGUUAUGGCUCGUACGAAGCAGACCGCGCGCAAGUCCACGGGUGGCAAGGCCCCGCGCAAACAGCUGGCCACCAAGGCUGCUCGCAAGAGCGCGCCGGCUACCGGCGGCGUGAAGAAGCCGCACCGCUACCGGCCCGGCACGGUGGCGCUGCGCGAGAUCCGGCGCUACCAGAAGUCCACCGAGCUGCUGAUCCGCAAGCUGCCGUUCCAGCGGCUGGUGCGCGAGAUCGCGCAGGACUUCAAGACGGACCUGCGCUUCCAGAGCUCGGCGGUCAUGGCGCUGCAGGAGGCGUGCGAGGCGUAUCUAGUGGGGCUGUUCGAGGACACCAACCUGUGCGCCAUCCACGCCAAGCGCGUCACCAUCAUGCCCAAAGACAUCCAGCUGGCGCGCCGCAUCCGCGGGGAGCGGGCUUAAAUGACGCGCUGUUGCUACUUUGUCCAACUGAUCCCAAAGGCUCUUUUCAGAGCCCCUC